Molecule: messenger RNA, 496 nt
Organism: Centruroides sculpturatus (bark scorpion)
Lineage: Eukaryota; Metazoa; Arthropoda; Arachnida; Scorpiones; Buthidae
Exons: 5
Coding region: 77-496 (139 amino acids)
Source: RefSeq, a predicted model, not a curated record
GAAUGGAUUUCAAGACAUUCGUCGAUUUGCAAUCUGCCAUUUGGAACUGGAACGAAAGCUUAAAAUAUUGGAUUUCAUGAAAAGAUUCGGCAAAGUGUCUUUGUGUCUGACGAUAGGAGGCUUCUUUUGUGUGAACAAGAGGAUUCCUCAAAAGAUGGCCACAACUCUUCAUUCCGUGUUUUCGGGAUUAUUAAAGUUGAAUAAUGAAUCCAGAAUCCGUAGAAGCUGUCAGAUCUUCACAAACAUCUCUCAUUCGAAUGAAAACGUGAACAGAGAACAGUUUCGAUUCGAAGCUCUCAUAUGUACAGUUGAAACGGCAUUUGUAACGAGUUUAACUAUAGGAGGAACUGCGCAUGGUCUACUGUUAGCCGCUUUAUUUAUACUUGUCAUCCAGAAAGAAUACGAAGAACUUAAUUUUAAUUAUUUAGAUGCGGAAUGGGUUUCAAGACAUUCGUCAAUUUGCAAUCUGCCAUUUGGAACUGGAACGAAAGCUUAA